Messenger RNA from Maniola jurtina (meadow brown), 977 nucleotides. Its product is annotated as deoxynucleotidyltransferase terminal-interacting protein 2. The transcript has 4 exons. The record is from RefSeq and is a predicted model, not a curated record. Gene Ontology annotation, biological process: RNA processing. Gene Ontology annotation, molecular function: RNA binding. The coding region runs from base 111 to 968 and encodes 285 amino acids. Gene Ontology annotation, cellular component: nucleolus. NCBI's taxonomy places the organism in Eukaryota, Metazoa, Arthropoda, Insecta, Lepidoptera, Nymphalidae.
UUGACAUCACCGCACCCCACGUGUGUGGUUACUGGUUUGUUUACAUAGUAAUUUUAUUUUCUUUAAAAAUAUGAGUAGGUAACUGAAAUUAAAACAAUAACUGCUGCAGCAUGGAUUUCAUAGUAGACACGAUUGGAGACGAUGAUCUCCAGGCGAAGACGGAGUUGCUCGAAAAAGAUGAUAAACUGUUUAUAGAUAAAGAAAAGAAAACAGAAUCAAUAUUAGAAUUAUUUGAAAAGAAAAAACAAGAAUUGGAUGCCCAAGAAGCAGCUGAGGAGGAAGUACAGAAUAAACUAAAAGGUUUAAAAAUAGACAACCUCUUUGAUGAAUUCUUUGAUGAAAUGGGUUGGACAGCACCCAUUAUUAAGAGAGAAAAGAAAAGAAGGUUGUUCCAUUUUGAUCAAUUGGAUUUGGAAACUGGCAAGUUAAAGUCUAAUCUUGGUUCAGUUGAUGUGGACAAAGAAAUGCUGAAGUCUGUACUGAAACCUGGCAUUGAACAAGCGCAUAGACUACCUAAGUAUAAUGUUAGCGAGAAGAAGUUAAAAGCUAUGCGUAAGAGAGAAAGAGAGAAAACCAAAGGACCCCAAUGGUUCAACAUGCCAGUGCCUGAAAUGACUGAGGAGCUCAAAAAUGACCUGCAGGUCCUUAAAAUGAGAUCCGCAUUGGAUCCCAAACACUUCUACAAGAAGAAUGAUAUGGAGGUUCUGCCCAAGUACUUCCAGGUGGGCAAAAUAAUGGACUCUCCAUUGGACCAUGUAAAUGAAAGACUAACAAGAAAAGAUAGAAAAAGAACAAUGGUUGAUGAACUGCUAGCUGAUGCAGAGUUCCAGAAGUACAAUAAGAAGAAAUACAAGGAAAUUAUCGACGACAAGAGAAGAACAGAGUACAAGACCUUCAUGAAGGAUAAGAGACAGAAGAAUAAAGCUGCUUUAAAGAGUAAUAAGAUGAAAGCUAAGAAAACAAAAUAAAUGAUUAUU